AUGGCUUCCGCUCUCUUCGCCCACCAACUACGACCGACCAUCAUCCAAUCCGAAGCCGCUGCCUUUGUCUGCAAAAGCUGCCGUCGUAAUGUAGCAACAGCCCGCCGAACACGAAAAGCGCUGCGCGUGAAGCUCGAUCCCUCAUUCGCACCCAGCAAGACAGAAGCCCAGGACCACAUCAUCUUCAAUCCGCCAUCAAGUGCACCCAAUGUCUACCAUACACCAGCCAAGUUCCUACCAAAGUCAGAUCCGCGAAGAGCGCUCCACACUACUUCAGCGCCAACGGAAGAAAGUGCACCAGCACCACGACAAGGAAUACUAGCAUCAAUAGCAGCACAGAGAGCUGCGGCAGCGCCACCAGUAGAAUCACUGAAACCUGUGCGGCCCAUACAAGAGAAGAAGUACCAUCUGACUCAGGCAGAAAUCGAUGAGAUUAGAAGGUUACGCGCGGAAGACCCCAGGCAAUGGACAAGAGUGCGUCUAGCGGAGAAAUUUGACUGUUCGCAAUUCUUUGUGAGUCUGUGCUGCUCGGCGCCGGAGAUCAAGCAGGAGCAGGAUCAGGAGUUGGAGCGGAUAAAGGCGAAGUGGGGGCGACGGAAGAGGGACGAUAGAGAUGCGAGGCAGGAGAGGAAGAAACGAUGGGGGAUGGAUGCUUGA
Molecule: messenger RNA, 657 nt
Organism: Fulvia fulva
Lineage: Eukaryota; Fungi; Ascomycota; Dothideomycetes; Mycosphaerellales; Mycosphaerellaceae
Product: 54S ribosomal protein L20, mitochondrial
Exons: 1
Coding region: 1-657 (218 amino acids)
Cellular component (GO): mitochondrial large ribosomal subunit
Molecular function (GO): structural constituent of ribosome
Source: RefSeq, a predicted model, not a curated record